Lates calcarifer (barramundi perch) is the source of this 3449-nucleotide messenger RNA. RefSeq names its product solute carrier family 7 member 6 (gene slc7a6). NCBI's taxonomy places the organism in Eukaryota, Metazoa, Chordata, Actinopteri, Centropomidae. The record is from RefSeq and is a predicted model, not a curated record. The coding region runs from base 447 to 1934 and encodes 495 amino acids. Gene Ontology annotation, biological process: amino acid transmembrane transport. Gene Ontology annotation, cellular component: membrane. Gene Ontology annotation, molecular function: L-amino acid transmembrane transporter activity. The transcript is spliced from 10 exons.
AUAGGAAUAGUUUCCGUUAAAGCAAAACAUUGUCUCCGUGUCCGACAGAGACAGGACUAGUAACCUGAAUUUAAGAGACAACGGGACAAAAGGGAAAACCCGUCUGGUCGCACCGGCGACAAGCAAACCACAGAAAGCCGCGAUGGUACCGGAGAUUAGCAGGUUGACAUUCAAAAUGAAAGCCAAAGUUAGUUAGUUAUAACUCCAGAUUGUGCGCAGUGAUAGUGGUUGUGUCAUUUUAUUAAGAAAAUGUGAUUUUAUUUCUCUGUUUUUCGUUUGGGUUUCCUCAGUAUGGAUUCAAACCCCGGAGGUACGAGCAUCAAAACAAGGAAUAAGCUAGCCCGUCCUGUUCAAACAGAGUUGUUCCAGAGGUUGCCGGAUUGGGACAAGGGCCCAUAGCAUCCACAGCCGGUCCUCUGAUCCUGCUGGUUCAGCCCUGAGACGCCAUGGCUGACCGUGAAGACCCCAAGAAGGUGAAUGGCAGUGCCAGCCACUCAUCCCAUCUUUUGGAGCCACCCAAAGAGAGCAUGCAGCUCAAGAAGGAGAUCUCGCUGCUCAACGGAGUCAGCCUGAUCGUGGGAAACAUGAUCGGCUCUGGCAUCUUUGUCUCCCCCAAGGGCGUGCUAAUCUACAGCGCUUCUUACGGGCUGUCACUCAUCAUCUGGGUCAUUGGGGGCCUGUUCUCUGUGGUGGGGGCCCUCUGCUACGCUGAGCUGGGCACCACCAUCACCAAAUCAGGGGCAUCUUAUGCAUACAUCCUGGAGUCAUUCGGUGGCUUUAUUGCAUUUAUUCGUCUGUGGACAUCUUUGUUGAUAAUUGAGCCCACCAGCCAGGCGGUCAUAGCCAUUACAUUUGCAAACUACCUGGUGCAGCCGCUCUUUCCAACAUGCGAACCACCAUAUGUUGCAGCUAGGCUCAUCGCUGCAGCGUGUAUAUGCUUGCUGACAUUCAUCAACUCUGCCUAUGUAAAGUGGGGCACCCGUGUGCAGGACAUUUUCACCUAUGCUAAGGUGGCAGCCCUCAUUGUCAUCAUCGCUACUGGCAUCAUCAAGAUCUGCCAGGGUUACACAACCAACUUUGAAUCAUCGUUUCAGGGAUCAUCUAAAGAUCCUGGUGACAUUGCACUGGCACUUUACUCUGCCCUCUUCUCUUACUCCGGCUGGGACACACUAAACUUUGUUACUGAGGAGAUCAAAAACCCAGAAAGGAACCUGCCGCUGGCCAUCGCCAUUUCUAUGCCCAUUGUCACCAUCAUCUACAUCCUCACCAAUGUGGCCUACUACGCUGUUCUGGAUGUUAGUGCAAUACUGGCCAGCGAUGCAGUGGCAGUGACAUUUGCAGAUCAUACUCUUGGUGUGAUGAGCUGGACCAUCCCCAUUGCUGUGGCUCUGUCUUGCUACGGAGGCCUCAAUGCCUCCAUUAUCGCUGCAUCCAGGUUGUUCUUUGUGGGCUCCCGUGAAGGUCACCUUCCAGACGCUCUGUCCAUGAUCCACAUACAGAGAUUCACUCCGAUCCCUGCUUUGAUCUUCAAUUGCGUCAUGUCACUGAUCUACCUGACAGUGGAGGACGUCUUCCAACUCAUCAACUACUACAGCUUUAGCUACUGGUUCUUCAUGGGUCUGUCCAUUGCGGGCCAGAUCUACCUUCGCUGGAAAGAGCCCGACAGAUCCAGACCUCUGAAGUUGACUUUAUUGUACCCGGUGGUGUUCUGCCUGUGUGCUGUUUUCCUGGUGGCAGUGCCUCUCUACAGCGACACAGUCAACUCUCUGAUUGGCAUUGGCAUUGCCCUAUCAGGCAUUCCUGUCUACUUCCUGGGUGUGUACUUACCAGAGUCCAAACGACCACCUGUCAUCACCAAGCUACUGCGUUCUCUGACUUACCUCACCCAGUACACCUGCUUCUGCGUACUGACAGAGAUGGACAAGAGCGAAUAGCGACCAUUUCAAAUACACUUCAAAACUUUACCCAGCAGUGUUUGCAUCCUCAAGCGGACAGUCACCCGGGGACCAGGCAAGACAUUCUGUUGUGAAAUCUCUUUUUCUUUUUUUUUGUACUGUACACCAUGCUGAAACUCUCAGACUUCACUGACUUGUUUACAUACACUGGAAAUGCUGCCACCGAUGCACAUGUUCACUUGCAGAUUUAUCUUAGAAUUCCAGGACAUUCCAGGAUUUCAACCUUAACUAGCAACAGUACUGUUGUACAACAGUUUUCCUUCAUCACUCUAUUUAAUGACCUUAAGUAUAACUUACCUUCUUAAUUUACAUGUAUUUGUGUAAAUGCCUUUUGAAUAGUAUGUGCCUGUUUGAAUUUACAGGUGCUGUGUUCAUGACCACAGAAACCUUAUAAUGAUGCAAGUAAAUUUUAUUAUAUGAAUUGAAGUCACUGUAACUGAAAGAUAUUAUGAGCAAUAUGUGUGAAUGGGAAGAAGGGAAGAAAGUAUUGUUUGCUGCUAUGUGAAGACUCAUCGUCCUAACGUCAUUGCCUUUAUGUCAUUUUGUUUUUUGUUUGUUCUUUGCAUUUAAACUGAAACAGAACACUUGCCUUUUUCCUAGCAUUGUAGGAAGCUGGAGACUUCCUCUUCUUUGUAUUAGCUUUAAACAGUGGAGCACUAACUCAGUUUACUUGAAUUCUUUACAGUUCCCCAUGUGCAGUAUUCAAGACAUCAACAGACAUAGGUAAAAAACAGCAUUUUAGUCAUCCAUCUUUAAGUCUUGAAGUCCAGUUCUACCUCCUCUGUUUUCAAUGGUCUCCAGUAAACUAUGCUUCAAACACACUUUAUCUCAGAAUCUAUAUUUCACCUUACAUGGCACCUCAAGAUUUUAGUGGGAAGUGAGGAUUUCUUGUGGAGUAAUGCACGUGUAAUUGCUACAUCCCUAACAUUUGUUAAAUUCAACAAUGAGACAACUUUGUUUCCAGCAGUACCAGGAAACAAACAGAUGGAGAAUUCAAUCAGACUUGUCUGCCUUUCAGCCCUUCCUGUCACCUGCUGCAUGUUUGGCUUAUAAUGCCAUCUGCUUCUGACAGGUUAGGAUGGCAGAGCUUCUCCUAAAUCCUGGAUGAGAGAGUAGAACAUUUCCAAGAUGAUUUUGAGAUUUUACUCCAAAGCCUAAAACAAGACACUUCAUGCAUCCCUUCAAACAUGUCAGACCAGUUGAGAGCGAUUUUCUAUGCAUCUGCUGUCACUGGCCUAUCUCAGAAAAACAACACUGCAGCGCCUCAGGAAAGUAACUGAGCAAAACAGCUCAUCAGAUAACCAAGCCAAGCAAUAACCAGAGUGGUCAGUCUUAGUUCUCCCUGUUUCUCUCACUUUUUGAAAGGACAUUGUAAUGUAACAUGUACUCCUCUUCAGUUGGGGGUCACUAGGCAUACUGUUUAUACCCAGUGAUCCAUAAUCUUGUAAGUCUUCUAACUAAUUGUACAGUAAUUAAAUAAAUUCUUAAAAUGAA